AUGGGUUCUCCCAUCCUCUUCCUCGCUCUUUUCAUAACCUCAGUGGUUGGUAAGCUCAUUGACGAUCUUCCCAGCAAGAACUGCAUCGAGAUUACCUAUGGUGGAUUUUUGAAGAAGUUGUAUGUUCGCCACGAAGUCACUUUCUUGAACGAGCAUUUCAUGAAGCAUAAGCGCGGGUUGGAGAAAGUACCAAUGCACUACAACCCUUGCUACGAUGCCCCUCAGCCCUACGUUAUGAAUCGUGACUUCAGCGGGUUCUACUUCACCAAGGAGCAAUUCGCCGCCACGAGGCAUAACGAGACCACCGACGAGCUCAACAUGAUCAUCAAUAACGUGCCCCGCAUGCUUGCGAGAUGCAAAGGCCCGUGGGAUACGAACAUGCGCAAGGUGCAGGCGGAUGACGUGGACGCUGAGACGCUCACCGAUAUGUCUGAUUAG
This is a messenger RNA of Perkinsus marinus ATCC 50983, 438 nucleotides long. RefSeq lists its product as hypothetical. The record is from RefSeq and is a predicted model, not a curated record. Lineage: Eukaryota; Perkinsozoa; Perkinsida; Perkinsidae. The transcript is spliced from 2 exons. The coding region runs from base 1 to 438 and encodes 145 amino acids.